AUGCAGUGGGCAUCUUAUGGAUCGGCCUCGAUGCCGUUUGAGGCGGCCUAUGAACGGAUUAUGGCCGAGGCCGCGAAAAACAGCGCUAGCUCGUCUGAGGCUGAGACGGCACGAGAUGGCUGCCUGUUGCAGCAGAUUCAGUUUGACGCCCCGAACGGCAUCAAGACAGCUUGGGGGCCUAUGCACCCACUCAGACAGCAGGAUGACUGGGACAACCCGGACUACGAUGACCAGGAGCAGCGGAAGGCGGCCAGCGCAAGAGCCCAAGUGCAAGAUCGCAAAGAGAGCGAGGCCAACGGUGCUGGUGAUGCUCAUGUGUAUGCCAGUGCCCGGCUUGGCCUCGCUUGGCCUCGCUGCCUCGCUCGGCCCCCCAUCACGCGAUGGAUCGGCGAAUCUCAGGUCUUCGUUGUGAGCAACUCGCACGGUGACCUGACGUCCGCUGCAUUCGGAGCCAGCAGCGUUUUCGACAACUACAGGCACAUGAAGGAAGGCAUCGCGAACCGAUCUCUGUAUGAAGAAUCCAUCCUCAAGUAUUUCUACUACCAUAACUGGUUUGCAGGCCGUGCGGGCUGUGAUGGAGACUCCUUCUGUCCCGCAGUUUUUCUCAGCCAUGUUUUUUGGGUUGGGUUCGCUGGCCGCGGCAAGACGUACGAUGAACUUCGGAACUACACCGCAGAGGCCAGGCUGCAGAAAGACGUCGUGGUCGCGUGGGAUGCAGCCGUGGCAAAACAAGAUCUCAAUUAUGUCUAUGUUAUGGGGAGCUUACCAGCACAGGCACAAGACUUGCUCAGCUCUGACUGGGACAUCGAGUGUCAGUUUGGUGGUUGGAACCACCUCGGUCAGUCCUUGCUCUCCACAUUGCUGGAGGACACAGUUUCCUAUGCGGUGAGGUGCCCUCAGGACCUUCGGCCUCAAGAGCGGUUCAGAAUCCAACCUUCUUUGCUCACAGAGCAAGAAUUUGAUGAUUGGCAUCUGGCCUUCUUCUUUGAUGCACGGCCAUAUGUGAGAGUCGAGUCGCAGAACAACAUGAUGCUGACGGGCUUCAUCUGCUUGGUGCUCUGCGUGGCGUCCCUUCAGUUUUCCAAGGACGCAAACGUUCUGGUAUUGCGCCCUGUGGAGCGCAUGAUCGAAAAGGUCAACCUGAUUCGCGACAACCCGCUCGCGGCCAUGAAGAUGGCAGACGAUGAGUUCAAGGGCGAAGAAAUUAAAAAGUUCAAGGCCAAUACCACAAGGGAGAAGCGAAGUAUCUGGCUGGAGAAGUACCACUUGUCUUGCUUGUCUCGAAUUCUCAACUGGUUCUCGACAGGAAGCACCUCUGGAGACGAUGCGAUGAUGGAGACCGCAGUGCUCGAGAAGACGAUUAUCAAGCUUGGCUCCCUGCUCGCACUGGGCUUUGGAGAGGCCGGCGCCAGCAUUGUGGCUGACAACAUGCAGGGCCUCGACUCCGCAGGCGUGAAUGCAAUGGUCCCGGGCAGUCGUGUGGAUUGCAUCAUCGGGUCAGCCUCCAUCCGCGACUUCAGCACGGCCACGGAGGUUCUGCAGGGCAAGGUCAUGACGUUCGUCAACCAGAUUGCGGAGAUCGUUCACGGCCUCGUUUGCGAGUUCCAUGGCGCUCCCAACAAGAACAGUGGUGAUCGCUUCCUCCUAAUCUGGCGACUUGGAGACGAAAAGCAGACGCGGCUCGCCGACAUGGCAGUGGUGUCAUGUGUCAGGAUUUUGGGCUGCACCCACAGCAACAAAACCUUGGCAGAAUACCGUGGGCAUCCUGGUCUUAUCCAAAGACUUGGAGCUCACUGCAGAGUGAACUUGAGCUUUGGUCUUCACCGCGGCUGGGCGAUCGAGGGCGCUGUCGGAAGCGAGUUCAAGAUUGAUGCGUCGUACCUUUCACCGAAUGUGAGCAUUGCAGAGAGUUUGGAACUCGCCACGAAGGUGUACCACGUCAGCAUUCUGGCUUCGCAAGACUGCAUUACGUCGUGCUCCAAGGCAUUAGCACGACAGUGCAGACUCAUAGACAAGGUCAACAUGAAGGGGUCCAAAACUCCUCUGAGCCUGUAUGUGUACGAUGUGGAGACUGACCGAGUUCCGGUGCAUGAGUACAGUACGGCGCUGGAGUGGAGUGUGCGGCAGCGCUUCAAAGCACGUCAGCUCUUCGAGGUGGAGAAGUCAAAGAAAUUGACGAGCGAAGUCAACGUUGUUGAAGACUUUAUCAACGCUAGCGUUGAUGUUAAAGCUAUGCGAAAGCUCUACACCACUGAGUUCCUGCAGCUCUUCAACAUGGGGUACCAGAACUACUCAGAGGGUGAAUGGCGUGUUGCCCGACGCCUGCUGAAGGCAACACAGGACAUGCUCGGUUUCCAGGACGGCCCCAGCACGGCUCUGUUAGCGUUCAUGGAGACACCUUACCAAUUCGAGGCUCCUCCCAAAUGGACGGGUGUUCGAGACGUCCCUCUGUGA
Messenger RNA from Symbiodinium sp. CCMP2592, 2454 nucleotides. The record is from the annotation of a GenBank genome assembly. NCBI's taxonomy places the organism in Eukaryota, Dinophyceae, Suessiales, Symbiodiniaceae.